UUACAUUAUAAUAAAAUUAAAGAAAAAGAAAGAAAGCAUCCGAUUAAUCUCUUUUCUUUCGCUUGUUCCAAAUUGCUAGCCCCCUUCUUCUUCUUUAUAUUCUUGGAGGAACAAAAUAUUUAACAUUUUUAUUAAUUUUUUGUUUAUAUUUAACUCCUUCAAAAUGAUAUUAUAGUUGAGGUUUGUUGGAUGGGAUUGAUAAAGAAGGAUGCCGUUAAUAUCACAGCAAAAAAUUCGAGAUAUGGGUUGCAAUUCUGCUCAAAUUAAAGAUUGGAGCAUUUGAAGUUUAAGAUUGGAAUUUAGAGAUAAUCUCAGGCGAACCUCUAAAAGAUUCUCUCAGUAUCAUUUCUCUCUCACAUGGUACCUCAUGACCAACGCGAUGAAGGGCUUAUUAAAAGGUCUAAGAUACAUUUCUAAUAUAUUUGAGGCAGAAGAGAAAGAGCCAGAGAUGCAAAUUGGUCUUCCGACCGAUGUCAAACACGUGGCGCACAUUGGCUUUGAUGGUCCUUCUGUAAGCUCGCCUAGUUGGAUGGGUGAUUUCCAAGCAGGAUCUUCAGAGCCACAAGCUACAAUUGCCCCGCCUAAGUCCCCUUCUCAAGAUGCCAGCGGCAAGCCCCGCUCAUCCAACCGAGACUUACCCGCACUGCCAUUGCCAAAGCCAACCAAGCGCUCCAACUUCGCACUGCCGCCAGGCCGCCAAAACUCGCAGCGACUGCGCCGCGCACAACGAGGCACUCGGAGAGCGGCACCGACUGUUACGAGGCAUCGCGAGCUCCCGCCGGAGCAGAGAAGCCUGACGUGGGCCUCGACGCAGAAGGAGAGACCGCAGCGGCACCGCAGGCAGCGACAUCCCCAGCUACACCUCGUCGUCGCUGCAGGACUCGCCUGCACCUGCGACCAGCAAGCACAGGAGGAGGAAGGUGAAGGGGUCGUCGUCGAGCAGCAGCAGUACGUCGAAGGGAUCGAGGUUGAAGGGGGCCGAGAAGCAGCUGUCGCCGGUGUUUAA
Asparagus officinalis (garden asparagus) is the source of this 1006-nucleotide messenger RNA. RefSeq names its product CRIB domain-containing protein RIC5-like. The transcript is spliced from 5 exons. Lineage: Eukaryota; Viridiplantae; Streptophyta; Magnoliopsida; Asparagales; Asparagaceae. Bases 368 to 1006 code for a protein of 212 amino acids. The record is from RefSeq and is a predicted model, not a curated record.